This is a messenger RNA of Pundamilia nyererei, 1762 nucleotides long. RefSeq names its product transcriptional regulator Myc-2-like. The coding region runs from base 230 to 1336 and encodes 368 amino acids. Lineage: Eukaryota; Metazoa; Chordata; Actinopteri; Cichliformes; Cichlidae. Gene Ontology annotation, molecular function: DNA-binding transcription factor activity; protein dimerization activity. The transcript is spliced from 3 exons. The record is from RefSeq and is a predicted model, not a curated record. Gene Ontology annotation, biological process: regulation of DNA-templated transcription.
UAUUUAAUGUGUGUGAAGCAGCUGAUGGCUGAGUUUCACGCUGAGACGGCAGAGCAGCUGGGCGACACUGAGGGACCGUUAUAGCGUCUGUUAUCGAGAAACUGAGGAUUAUUUAAGACUGACAGGCUCUGCUGGACAAAGCCCGCUAUACGUUUACUCGUUACUCGCUUGAACAUUUGGACCUUUUUCACGUUUUCACCUUAACUGUUGGAGAAAAACGGCCGCCGUCAUGCCGCCGGUGUUGAACAGCACAAACUACGAUUAUGACUACGACGUGGUCCAGCCCUACUUCUUCCUGAAUGGUGAAGAGGAAGACUUCUACCCUCCUCCACGCAGCCAGCUCCUGCCGGCUCCCAGCGAAGACAUCUGGAAGAAGUUCGAGCUGCUGCCUACACCUCCCUUGUCCCCCAGCCGGAGACCCUCCCUGUCUGCCGCCGACCACUUGGAGGCGGUGUCUGACCUCUUGGACGAUGACCACAGCUCCUCUGCAGCAUUUCUGCAAUCCUUCAUCAUCCAGGAUUGCAUGUGGAGCAGCAGCUUCGCCGCCGCCACAGAGCUGGAGAAGGUGGUGUCAGAGAGGCUGGCCUCGCUGCGGGCCCGCCGGGACUCCUGCAACACUAAGACCAUCACAGACAGAACAGCUGACGAGCAGGUGGGCGGGUCUCAGGUGAGCGCUGGGUACCUGCAGGACUUCCACACCUCGGUGACAGACUGCAUUGAUCCCUCUGUGGUGUUCCUGGGUGAGAAGCAGAUGGAUGAUGGUGUGGCGAUGGAGGUGGGGUCUGAGCUGAGACUGGACUCGCCACCACCCAGCAGCAGUGACAGCGAAUCAGAAGAGGAAGAUGAUGAUGAGGAAGAGGAAGAGAUCGAUGUGGUGACAGUGGACAGGAGAAAGUCAUCUCAGCGGUCCCACACCUCCCCUCUGGUCCUGAAACGCUCUCACGUCAACAUCCACCAACACAACUACGCUGCCCAGCAACCCCCUGAGAAACGGGUGAAGGCGGAGAGCAGCAGCGCGGCACCGAGGCAGAGCGGCGGGCGCCGGUGCUGGAGCCCGAAAUCGGAGGGCGAGGACAACGACAAGCGCAGGACUCACAAUGUGCUGGAGAGGCAGCGGAGAAACGAGCUGAAGAUGAGCUUCAUGGUUCUGAGGGACGAGGUCCCAGCGGUGGCCAACAAUGAAAAAGCAGCAAAGGUGGUGAUCCUGAAGAAGGCGGCGGAGUUCAUCAUGGAGGUCAGAGAGCAGGAGAGGAAGCUGUUGGCAAAGAAAGAUGAACUGAGGAAGAGGAGCAGAGAGCUGAAGCAGAGGCUGCAGCAGCUCAGGACUUCACAUUAACAUCUGCUCAGUCGUUCUAGUUUCUUCACUUCAGGUUUUAAAGCUAAAAAUAAUGACCGACGUCACCUGAAUGCAGCACGCUGCCCGUGGGGCUCGCUGCUCGUCUGUAAUCAGGUUUUCUGUUUUUUAUUUAUUUUUGUUUUUAUUGACUAUUUUAAUUUAAAGUAGUUUUUCAAACAUUCCAGUUUAUGAGGCGAAAAUGUGAAUAAAUGUGUCAUAACUUUAAUUUACAGCUGAUGAUGAACAAUAAUUUAAUUCACUAUAUUUAAUCUGUUCACUCCCUAAAGCUUUUGUAUUUUUAAUUUCAGAGUUUAUUUUUAUAUAUAUUGUUUUUGUUCAAAAGCUUUUUUUUUUUGCACUAAAAGUACACCAGAAGUGUUUUCAUCCCUUCAGAAUAAAAGCCCUUCACAUGUUGGAGCUUCUCUU